AUGCUCGGACAACAGAACACCGCCUGCGCCGCCACCCCAAACCAGCCCGCCGGAAACCCGAGUGCGCUUGUCGCCCACACCACCAUCAUAACCCCCUUCCUCCCUUCCAGGGACGCGGCGUGGGCGGCAUUCAUCUCUUCAACACAUUCGGACCCCAGCGAUUAUGAUCACCUUCUCACUCUUCGACGCAUGAUUCUGCCAAUUUGA
Molecule: messenger RNA, 207 nt
Organism: Fibroporia radiculosa
Lineage: Eukaryota; Fungi; Basidiomycota; Agaricomycetes; Polyporales; Fibroporiaceae
Exons: 2
Coding region: 1-207 (68 amino acids)
Source: RefSeq, a predicted model, not a curated record